Talaromyces marneffei is the source of this 1314-nucleotide messenger RNA. RefSeq lists its product as uncharacterized. Lineage: Eukaryota; Fungi; Ascomycota; Eurotiomycetes; Eurotiales; Trichocomaceae. The transcript has 2 exons. The coding region runs from base 1 to 1314 and encodes 437 amino acids. The record is from RefSeq and is a predicted model, not a curated record.
AUGGCUGCAAUCAAAGAAACGAUCGCAGUAAUAGACAAGUCGGGAAAGAUGGUGUCAAAUAGCAAACAUUUGUUCGGUGUCUUCAAGGAAGCUCGUAAUGCUUAUCGCGAACGCAAAGCCGAAAUCCGAGCAGUCAAAGACGCCGAGAAACAAGCACAAAUGGCAGAACAGGAAGCUCGCCGGAUCAUGGCAAAUCUAACUCUCGAUGACAAACGAUCUGUGGCAUCGUCAAGGAAAUCGGGUAGGACACGGGCUUCCCAGAACCGGCAUUCAUCGGGUCAUUCACAGCGAAUUGAUGUUCCCUCGCGCUUUCAGUACGAACAGGAUUUACACCAUGGACAGUUAAUGUACCAGGAGCCUAGGUCACUGGAACAAACGGGACGUCGUCAUACUACCCAGGAGAUGACUGCCAAAGAAUCACCUACUGCAGUCGCAAGAUCACAAUCCAAUAAAUAUGUCGAUAUGGAUUUGGCGUAUGGGGACGCUCAUCCAUUGGCUUUGCAACAUUAUGAACAGAAACCUGUGGAUGAGGAGCAACUGAAUGGACUUGUUGCCAAAGCCAAAGGCUUACUAGAGGAGGCAGACUGCUUGCAGCACACCGCUACCACCACAAUGGCCCACCUACAGAAAAACCCCGAUGCCAUGGCGGCGGUCGCAUUGACUCUGGCUGAGAUCAGUAAUUUAACUUCCAAAAUGGCCCCGAGUAUCUUGGCAGGUUUGAAACUCAGCGCUCCAUCUGUUUUCGCGCUUCUGUCCAGCCCACAGUUUCUCAUUGCAGCUGGUGUGGGUGUUGGUGUGACUAUUGUGAUGUUUGGCGGUUACAAAAUCAUCAAAAAGCUCACGGCAGCACCGACGAUGGCACCGAUGGAAGCUCCUGCAUACGAAUUUGCACCUCUACCCAAAGCACCAUCCGCCAGUGCUGAUGAAUUGCUUGAGCUACAGAGCGAACACCUCAGCCGGGUAGAAGUUUGGCGACGCGGUGUAGCCGACUACGAAGCAAGCAGCGUUGGCUCAACGGUUGAUGGCGAAUUUAUCACGCCAAAGGCAGCCAUGAUGUCAGGUCUCGACUUGUCGGAUCCAACUAUAUUCCGACAUCGAGGUCUAGACGCGGAAGAAGAAUCAACAGCAUCUUCCAGACGAUCGAAGCAUUCGCGCCAGUCCCGCCAUUCGCGAAAUUCCUCCAGCAAGGCAGGCAGUUCGAAAGGUGGAGGUUCGAAAUCAAGAGCUGGCGGGUCAACAACAGGCGAGUCCCGGAAGAAAAAAACGACUGAACCGAAAAAGCCCAGUAGGUUACGAAUGAUGUUUACUGCAUAG